Molecule: messenger RNA, 1173 nt
Organism: Argiope bruennichi
Lineage: Eukaryota; Metazoa; Arthropoda; Arachnida; Araneae; Araneidae
Product: adhesion G protein-coupled receptor E2-like
Exons: 10
Coding region: 25-1026 (333 amino acids)
Molecular function (GO): calcium ion binding
Source: RefSeq, a predicted model, not a curated record
AAUUUUAGACUUCAUAACAGCAACAUGAUUUUUCUUCCUCAGAUUUCAAAAAAUUUCAAAAACAUGCGCGUUGGGCAUUACGCCUUAAUCAUACAAUUAAUAACUUCCUUUUACUGCAUCUGGCUACCAGUGACAAGCGCAGAAGUUUCAACCAAUGAUCUUGCACCUAUGAAAAAUACAGACUGCAAAUGUGAAAACGGAACCUGUGUCGCGGAAGGAAACAAAACAGUCUGCGUUUGUGAUCCUGGCUUUGGUAAAAUCAGCAAAACAGCUUGCAAAGCAUGCGAAUGCGGAGCAACCUUCGGAUGCAUUUUCGAUGUCGGUUUCUUCAGUACUUCCAAGAAGUGCCUCUGUACUGAAGGCUUCGUGGAGAGGAACGGGAUCUGCAAAGAAUGCAACUGUGGGAAAAACGGCGAUUGUGAAUUAAACGCUAAUGGAACAAAGAGUUGCAGAUGUCAUCCUGGUUACGUGGAAAUAAAUGGUCACUGCGACGAUUGUGCGUGUGGUUUAAAAAACACAACAUGCCAAAUGAUAGAAGGCAUAAAGUUCUGCUCAUGCCCAUCUGGUUACAGAGACAACAAAGGGGUCUGCGAAGAUAUUGACGAAUGCCAACUUCCGGGUGUGUGCCCCUCCCACACACGAUGCAUCAACACCCCUGGUAGCUUCGAAUGUGUCUGCAAAGAAGGAUACGAACCGAAAAGCAAUAUUUUCAAUCCGAAGUUCGAGGGAUGCCAAGAUAUCGAUGAGUGCCUGGACAAUAAGACCUGUCCGUUUUCAGCUACACUGUGCGUCAAUCUGCCUGGCAGUUAUAAAUGUAUUUGUGCGGAAGGCUAUCAGCCGAUCAACCUCCAAGGGGAUCCUAGAUAUACCAGAUGCAGAGAAAAUAAUGCUUCAUGGCAUCAUGCAAAUAUAGCGCUUAUAGUUUUACUUGCUGCUUCAUUAGUCACUCUUCUGGGAGUAACAUUCAUCAGAAGGAGGAGGUCAUUUUUAAUGAGCAGAAAUGUAAAUACUUAUGAAACAUUAUAGGUUUUAUACUUCCAUAAAUAGAGGUCACUGAUGAUGAAAGGAGAUGUAAAUGCAUAUUAGCUGCUGUAGAUCUUACAUUUUGUGUUCACUUCACAUGAGCCGUUUUUAAUUUGUUGGAAUUGAAAUAAACAUCUUUCCACAUUUUUA